Dama dama (fallow deer) is the source of this 5766-nucleotide messenger RNA. RefSeq names its product cadherin like and PC-esterase domain containing 1 (gene CPED1). The transcript is spliced from 22 exons. The record is from RefSeq and is a predicted model, not a curated record. NCBI's taxonomy places the organism in Eukaryota, Metazoa, Chordata, Mammalia, Artiodactyla, Cervidae. Bases 875 to 3973 code for a protein of 1032 amino acids.
UGUGUGUCUGCGCGCGCGUGUGUCCGUGGGUGGGAGAUGAAUUGGAAUCAUACAACUGGGUGUUUCCUUCCGAGUGGUUUUGAUCAGCCAUCCAUUAGGAGAUCAUGGAAACUUUUUUUUUUUUUUUUUUUUUUCUGACUAAAAGGAUGAAAACUGAGUAAGUAUAGAGAACUUUGAACUUGAAACGGAAUGAAACAAAUACAAGCCAAAUCCUGCGGAUGAUAACCAUGUCCAUUCAGACCGUGUAUUCCCUUUUUCUGAUAAAAGCCGUGAAGGCUUAGAGGAAAGUGGCAAUUUAAAACGGAAUGAAGGGAAACAGUUACGAAACAUGAAAGACUGAAAGCAGGACUGCUUUAAAACCGGAGGAAAAAUGAGGAACUGUUAAGGCGAGUUGGCCUGCGUCCAGCUGUGCAACAGGCACUUUGGUUUAAACCUAUUGCGUUCUCCAGGGCUGUUUUUAGCCUCCAGAUUUACUUUGGUGUUGUUUCUCUUUUCUGUGAAGCUUUUACUGUGAGCUUAAGGAUGUUGUGAAAAAUAAGACAUUACCAGAAGCAACAGUUUGGCAGCCUGGGGUACGCUCAGGUUAUUAGUUACAACUAUUAUUAUUAUUUUGAUUUUUUUUUUUUUUAAACCAAGGCCGGCCACUUUUUACUGUCCUCCAUGGAACGGCUCUUACUAACCGCCUCAGACUUUGGGGAUCUAUGAUUCUCUGGCAGGACGCUUCGGAAAGUUUUUUAAGUGGAGAUGGAGCUGUCUUGAUGUGAUUUAAAGUUGUGGAAAAAGAAGACAGUUUGGUCUUUUUCAUGCUGACAAAAAAUAGCUGCUGUGACUUUUCCGGCAACGUGGACAGGGGCCAAGUGAAGCUAAACUGGUCAUGGUCUGUCGUCCAGUGUUCUGUCGUCGGUGGUUUUGCCCCCGGCCCUUCUUGGUGGGCCUGGUGGUGGCAAUCUGUCUCUCCUACCAGACUCUGACACUCCGGGGGACAAAGAAACUUGCAGCUGCUGGCCCCAGGGCUACCCCAAACACACCCACCAAAACCCAAGCAAGCAGAUGCACCAAAGGAUUCUUCCCGGACAAGCAGUGCUUCCUUCUCUCUGACAAUGGACAGGAAAUCGGAAAGAUCGAAGAGUCAGUUGAGACCCACUUCAGCAGCCGUGGCAGAAGGGCUGUUCUCUACAGGCCUUCUUCCUCCAGCCAAAGGGAGCUUCAGCUCCACCAGAGCAUUCUCACUCAGCAUCAGUAUAUGGUUGUCAUCUCUGAAGAAAGCCUCGGCGCCGACCCUGGGCUCCUAGAAAAAGGUGAGUUGGACUCUUGGGAUCUGCUUAUUUGCCUGUCUUCUAGGACAGCUGGUGGAAAACCCUGCAUAUCAAAGGAAGACAUGUGCCAGUUAAAUUUACAUCAAAAGGUAAACAUAUUACCAGAAAUACAGCAUCAGCUUUGCAGAAAGGAAGGAUUAUGUCAACUCAUUAAAAGAUUUCCAGAAUUGCGACUUCUGGUGAGCCCUUCUGUGUGUCUGGAUCAGAGUAUACAAUUAAAGCUGAGGACUUCAAGUCACCUUUUAAAAACACUGAAGUCGCAUAUGUGGAAACCAGAGGACUGGAGACGUGAACAGCUGAAUCAAACCACAGCCCUUGCUCCACAAGAAACACUCUUGAGAGCCAAAGAUUUAUCUGUAAUUCUUAAAGCAUAUGUACUGGUGACAUCCUUAACUCCUCUGCGUGCAUUCAUUCAUUCGACUGGCACAGUUUGGAAUCCACCAAAGAAAAAACGCUUCACUGUCAAGCUGCAAACAUUUUUUGAGACAUUCCUGAGAGCCAGUUCACCUCUUCAGGCUUUUGAUAACAUGAAGGAAGCCAUUAGCAAACUCCUACUAGCAGCUGAAGUCUUCAGUGAAACAGCUACUCUGGGACCAAAGAUCUUCCAAAGAUGCAGAUUAUGUUUUCAACUUUUAACCUUUGAUAUUGGUUACGGCAGUGUCGGGUCCCCUGUAGUACUUCAGGUGCAUGAGCAUUUAAAUGUUCAAGAUGAUGAUGAUAUGGAUUUUGAGGACCAAAACACAGAAGAAUUUCUUUUAAAGGAUACUUUCAACUUUCUCCUGUCUAAUGAAUCUUCCCUUUCCAUAUUUUCUGAGAUAUUUCAGAGACUUUAUAGAUCAGCUGUAGUUAAGGGUGAAAAUUAUCAAAAAGAACUAAAUCGGUGCCUGUCUUUAGAGGAGAUUAACUCAAUUAUGACUUUUAUAAAGGAACUCGGGAGUUUGGGACAAUUCCAACUGCUCUUCCCAUCUACUACUCCUGGAUUUCAAUCUCUGAUUCAUGAAUUUUAUGGUAUGGCAAGUCCUAUGGGAAAACCUGGUUCCAUCUUGACUCAAUACCAGUCUCUUUUAAGUGUAUUUGAACAAUUUCAGCUCCUGAAUAAAAAGGCAGAGCUACACCCGCUGGAAUGGAAUUCUUUCACAGAGGAUGGAAACAUUAAAAAGCCACGAGUACCAUUUGAUGCAAUUGAAAAUAAAAAAGCUGUGGUUCCACAAAUUAUGAAUGAAACCAAAGAAAUACAUUGCCAUAAUGAUAAAGAUGCACAAUGUCAUAUCAAGCAGAUCUUCACACAUCCACGUUUGGAACUAAAUCCUGAAUUUAACCCGAAGAUCAAAGAUUAUUACUCUGAAGUCCCAUUUGAUGUGGUUACAGUGACCAUCGGAGCAGAGGCUUCUAAGUGUCAGUGCAAGGUGUACCUGCAGGAACGGGCAGGACCAAGCUUUGCCAACUAUCCUCUGGGUUUAGGGAUGAACAAAAUCUCAGUGCUUGUGGUGGAUGAAUCUCCAACUCAGGGUGAGACCCUGACCAUGUACAAACUCACCAUCUAUAGAGAAGACCGUCCAAGUCUGCCCUUGUUUGAGGACUUCACAGCAUGCGGAUUUGUGCAGGAUUGUGGUUUGCUGAUUCAGCCAGAGGAAACCUGUGGGUUACAGCCUAUUUCCUCUGACUACAUUGAAGCCAUUUCACAGCCCGAACUAAAGACUUGUCCAUCUGGGGAUACAAAAGGCCAAUGGAUCGUGCCUUGCCUUAGUUGUUCAGACAACAGGACCUGUGACUGGAGAGAAGUCACUUGGCAGCCCCACCACUGCCAAUACGGUGUCCUGACCAAGCCUCAACUCCAGCAGUGCCUGGGAGGAAGGAAGAUUCUUUUCAUUGGAGAUUCAACCAACAGAGGGAUAAUGUACUAUCUGAUUGAAAGAUUGAAUGAAACCCUGAAGGAAUGGCAGAAGGUGCAUGGCACUAAAUUCUACCACAAUGUCAAUGGAGGGAAGACCUUGAUCAGUUACUCCUACUAUCCCCAGUUUUGGAUGAGCCCUUCAUUGAGACCAACAUUUGAAAAAGCCCUUGAACAUCUCUUGCAAAGAUCACGUCCCCUGGAGAAUACCAGUCAGACUGUAUUGGUUGUUGGUGGUGUUCAGUGGCUUAAUUCCAAUCAUCUGCAAAUUAUUCACAAGGUUUUAAAGAGGGAAAACUUACUCAAUAUCCUUGUGAUCAUCAAAACGUUGGGAAUUGGAUUUCAUUUGCCAGUGGAUGGAGUACACUUCUUAACACAGAGUGAAGUUCAGAAUUUAUGGAAAAAAAAUUUGAUUAUCCUGGAAGCUGCUAAAAAAUAUGGCUAUGAAGUGGUUGACACAUUCUCUAUAACCAUGGGGCGACACAAAGAGUUUUUGCAGGGGACGUGCGGGUGUCAUUUCCAUGAGGUGGUGAAAUCAAAAUUAUCCAAAGAAGAUCACUUUCUUAAAAUGAAACAAUCAAGAAAUCAUAUUGUGGGAAAAUAUUUCAGCAAUCAAAGCAAAUUACAACAAAGACGACAAGACUCUAUGACAAACGUUCAAUCACCGUUUCAUGUCAGAGGUCCAAUUAAUCAGGUUUGCUCUGAAAUCCUUCUCAGCAGGAUGUGUGCCAGUGAAAGAACUGUGGAGGCCCUGCAGAAGGACUGAACUUGGAAUUGGCUACAAGCCACUCCCCCGGACAAUGGUCUAAGAGCCAGAUCCUGGUCAUCAGGUGUAUUUUGGUUCUACCACACACACUCAGGCGCAUGGGCACACACAUACACACUGAUGCACAUUUAGCUAAAAAAAAAGUCAUUACACUUUUUUCUACAGCUUUAUAAAAUCAGGAUGUGCACUUGGAAAUCAGUUGGUUUCAAGAUGAAAGACAGAACUAGAAAAAGGUGACCUGAAAUAUAAUCAUAAACUAGAUCCACUGCAGGCCGGUAUUGCACUGUGAUGAUAAAGAGAAAUAUAGACAUUUGAUAAGUGGGGGAUAAGAUCAUGUUCUUGAGUAUUGUGUUAUCAUCUUUAAUGGUACCUUAAUAUUGAAAACGGUUUGAGGAAUUACAUUUUACCUGCCAGCUGGGAUUGUGCUGUGCUUCCCCUUACCAGGAGAAAAUGUGGCAUAGAUGAGGGUUUAGGCUUUGUGAAUCUGAUGCUUAUGAAAACAGUUUCUUCCUAGAUUUUUAAAUCCUUUAACUGAAAGGAAAAGAACAGGAAUGUUCCUCCAGGGAAUUCUAAGAGAUUCUAUGAAAGAAAUAGGAAGUAUAAUAUUUUACAGUUAAAACACCAAUGUAUUUAACUUUGCACUCUUUCUACUUUUCAUAAACAUUCCCUCCUAGCCUGUCCAUGAACUUGGAUGGGUAACUGAAGUCUGAGUUGAUUAAGUAUGUAAUAUUAAAGUGAGAAAAACAAGAUAAUAGUUCCUUAUGGGUUACUUUAUUAUGUUUCAUUGAUGAUAUUACUUAAGAAAAAAGCUUUUGUUUGCUAUUAGAGCCCUAUAUAAUUUAAGACUGUGAUUAUAUUAAUAUUUUAUGUAAAUAUUUUGCAAAGUAUUAAGCGUUCUCAACUGCAUAGGCAUUUAUAUCCAGAAAGCAUUCAUAUAUGUCCACAAAUACUACUAUGUUGCUAGUAAACAUAUUUUGAUUUUCUUGAGAGAGUGUAUCUAAUCCAAAUUUAGAAUAGACAUACAAUUAGUUUUUAUAAAACUGUAGCAUAUAUAUAUAGCAUAUCGAAUCCUAGUAAUUGAAAACUUUCUCUUCUAUAUUUUAAAAUGGUAAAUUUCUUUAUUGUGCAAAAGCUUUGUUGUGAGAUAACAUCUCACAGUUACAAUGACUCUUAAAGGAUUAUUUUUCUUUUGGGGAAAAAAUACUGAGAGGGCUAAUUCAGUGCUUAGCUGAAAUUACCAAACGCACAAAUACCUCAAUUCCAACACUAUACCAAAAACAAAUCUAUUUUGAUUCAUCAGUUCCUUAGUAUGAAUAUAAACUUCCUUUAAAUACUCUAUUUUUAUAUAUAUUUUUAUAUGAAAGUAAACAUAAAUUUAUAUUUAACGGUCUUAAAUUAUAUCAAAGCACAAAUAUCACUUGAUAUAAACAAUUAAUACCUGUGUCUAAAAACAGGUGAUAAAUUUUUUAAAUGAGCGGUACAGAAUUAACUUUUAAAAUGAAAUAUUUUCUAGUAUCUACAGCUAUGUGUAAGCAUCAUUUUUUGGUUUUGAGUGCUUUUUUAAUGAUAUAAAAUGUUGCCAAUUCAUGUAGCUCCUCCAUCCUGUUUUAAUGUAUUACAUAUUCUGUAACAGAAUUAUAGUCAGUGGAUGUUUCUUAGAAUUUACUGCCAACCUAACUGUAAUACACUUCUGACCGAAGUUAGCUUUGCAUUGAUCUCUUUACCAUUGAAAUAGUAGUGGAUUUUAGAAACAACUGUAAUAAUACAAUUAAUAAAUGUCUUACUAGUGAUAA